AUGAUGUACACAAACAACGGAGGUGAUAGAGGAAAAGGCACCACAUCACACCUCCUCUUUUCAUUGGAUAACAAUAACAACAACAAUAACAACAAUAGUAUCAGCAGCAAUAAUAAUAACAACAACAACAACAACAGCAACAACAACAAUGGUAUUAGUGGUGAUCCAACAACAACAACAACAACAACAACAGUUCGUCCACAGAAGUUGGGGCUUCCCACUGGUGCUGGCCGGGCUGUUCCACGCACAAUCGUGCAGUCCUCCACAAAUACAAAGAUGAAACCAAAAACAGUAGCAGCGGCAUUGAGACAAGGCCGUCCUUUGCCUAUUGAACAUCCUCCUAUCCCUAAUGCUAGUACUGCUGCUGCAGCUUCUUUUUCCUCUUCCUCUUCUCCUCUUCCUCCUCCUUCUAGAAACUCGGAUAUUAUUUCUGUAGUGAAGGAGGAACAGGGUGGUAAUAAGAGAGAAGGAAAACCCAAAGGAGCUCUCGUGACAAGCACUUCUACAAAUAAAACACGGUUAAUUCAGGGAAAAGUCAAACCCAGAGCCACACCAUCUCCAUCCUCAUCCUCAUUAUUGGGAACAACACCAACAACACCACCACCAUCAUCAUCAGCAUUGGGAACUACAGAAUCUGUUGAACCUUCUAUAUUUGAUGAAGCUCCUGUAGAGGCUAGUUUAGAAUACCUCACACGUCCACACCGUUCAUGGGAUAGUGCGGUACGAACCAGAGAACUUCGUAUGCGUAAAAUACAAGAACAGUGUCGUGUUGCUACCAGUCGCUAUGCAUCUUCUUCCUUGUCGAGUUCUAUGCAAUUCUCCGCCACGACAUCACCCACGAGUGAUCGAAGUCUUUCUAGACUCAGUUUCAACAGCGCCCCACCAACCUUUGGGCGGGCCAUUGCCAUGUCCCCUUCACUCGGUAGCAGCAUAAACAGUGGUGUACUGAGGCGAGGGCGAUUGGGCAUGUUGCCGAAUAUCCGCACAGAAGCGGAAGUGGAAGGACUUUCCGUGGGCGGAAAUCGUCUCAUUGGUGUUUCUCCACAAAUAGCGGGAGUGGGAUUUCCCACAGCACCACCAGCACGGCAGAGACCACUUCCAUUAGGACAGACAACAUCUUCACUGAGUGUCGGGAGCUCAACACCAUCAGAGAGUCGUGGGAAUAAAGGAACAGGCUUGCGUGGUGGAAUACGUGAGUUUGCCUUUUCAAUGCGAUAG
This is a messenger RNA of Trypanosoma theileri, 1218 nucleotides long. RefSeq lists its product as uncharacterized. The record is from RefSeq and is a predicted model, not a curated record. The coding region runs from base 1 to 1218 and encodes 405 amino acids. Lineage: Eukaryota; Euglenozoa; Kinetoplastea; Trypanosomatida; Trypanosomatidae. The transcript has a single exon.